AUGUUUGAUGAAUUCGAGACUGCAAAGGAAGAUCUUCCUGAGCUAAGUGAGGAGUAUAAAAUAGAAACAGAUCAUAAUGCAAACUGCAGCUUCUUCCAGAGAUCUAUCAUGGGAGACACUUCAUCUCCCUGUCUUUCAGCUGUGCUGGAUCCCUUUGAUCAAUAUGUAAUUGGGUGAUACGCCAAUGGAUCUAUCAAAUGCUUUGAUCCUCAUGGAGGAGGUCUCGUAAAGACUAUUAAGAAAGAGUCAGAGUCAAAUGAAGACCCCAUUACUUCAGUCCUGAGAUUCAGACCUGGAGGAGAAGCAACAGAUCACGAAAGCGUUGUCCUAACUGGUGAUAUGGCUGGGAGUAUCAUUAAAUAUGAUGUAGCCGAAGGAAAUCUUACUGAAAAGAUUGAAUGGACAGGAGAUGAAGCAAACAGUAUCUUCAGUAUUGAUUACAACAGUAAUGGAAGGCAGUUUGCCUCAGCAGGACUGGAUAAGAUUGUCAGAAUUUAUGAUGACAUCGCUAUGAAAUGAGUACAGGAGUUAGACCCUUUUAAGUCAGGACAUGCAGGCCAUAGUGCAAGAAUAUUCUGUGUCAAGUUUAACAAGCAGGAUCCAAAUAUCCUUAUAUCAGGAGGAUGGGAUAAUACUAUCAUUAUCUACGAUAUAAGGGAGAAAGGACCAGUCAACUCCAUUAUUGGAGCUGAUAUUUCUGGUGAAGCUUUAGACUUCUCCGACAAAAAGAUUCUAAGUGGUAGCAAUAGGCUUGACAAACAGCUACAAAUAUGGGAUCUAGAAUCAACUGACCUUCUAGAGACAAUUAGUUGGAAUGGAACUGGUCAUUUUAAAGAUAGAGAAGAGACUAAAGUUUUCUGAUGAAAAUUCUUUACGCACACAGAUACGAAUAAAGAAUAUAUUCUAGCUGGUGGCGGAGGAGUGACAAAUGAAAUCAGAAUUUUCAAUGAAAGUAGAGAGCCAAUUGGCGUCAUUGGUGAUUUUUCAAGGGCAUGAUACACCUGCGACAUUUCUCCAAUUGGAGAUUCUAUUCUGUGAGCAGGCGGAGAUGGAGUUAUGAGACUCUUUAGACUCAUGUUUGGAGUUGAUAUGAACUAUGAUUAAAAGAAAUUGCUCAAUGGUUG
Molecule: messenger RNA, 1124 nt
Organism: Moneuplotes crassus
Lineage: Eukaryota; Ciliophora; Spirotrichea; Euplotida; Euplotidae
Source: the annotation of a GenBank genome assembly